This is a messenger RNA of Gamsiella multidivaricata, 1443 nucleotides long. RefSeq lists its product as uncharacterized. Gene Ontology annotation, molecular function: metal ion binding. The coding region runs from base 31 to 1395 and encodes 454 amino acids. The transcript is spliced from 3 exons. NCBI's taxonomy places the organism in Eukaryota, Fungi, Mortierellomycota, Mortierellomycetes, Mortierellales, Mortierellaceae. The record is from RefSeq and is a predicted model, not a curated record.
GCCUACCUCUCAUUCUCAUUCUACGACUCAAUGAAUUCACCGCUGCCAACGACAAUGAGCAAUGCUGCGAAAGAAAGGCCGCCGGCCCCGUUAGAUCCUUCUGGCAAUGAGGUAUGCCUACUUUUUCUAAAGUACGGCAAGUGUCGUUACAAGAACAGAUGUAAAAAGAGCCAUAUCCUGCCUGAUAAAAAUGCACCUAUCAUGCGGCAGAUCACUUCGAUAGUAACGGAGCAAUCUGCUGCCAGAACUGGCCCAAAGGUUGUUUUCUCGAUGAGGAAAACAUCCUACGACAGGCCAUCGCAGACGUCGGCUGCUUCACUCAAUCAAAAGCUCAGGCGCAUCUCGGAUCGGUUGCAUUCAGGAACAGCGCCGCGAGGACACAAGGAUGGUGAAGAGGAUAGUCGAGGCACGGAUCAAACAACUCCAGUGGCCCCUCCUGUUAGUAUAGAAAUGACAGUUACAGCUCAUCCUAGCAAUGACUCGCCGACAAUGGAUAUUGCCGGUAGGGCGGCUAUCGAUCAAGAUAUGACAGGAGUGGAGACAGCACAACCGGUGCGACCAUCAAAAACGAAACCAAAGCGUCUGAUCAAAGCACCGUCCAAAUGCCUGCUUGCUUCGUUGUUCAGGACCACAAUACCGAAUUCAUCCAAACAUCGCCAGGUACCUGUGAAUACCUUUCAGAUUGGACAGCCCACGGCCAGGAUACACGCAACCAAGCCGGCGAUCGGAAGUAUUUUGAGGAAAUCGAAAUCAAAGUCCAAAUCAUCCGCCCAAACUGUACAUCCGCCAGGGUCGACAGCAGCGUAUUCCAUUAACGAUUCCAAAGCAGCCAGUGAAAAGAUUGAGCAGUGGUACAUAACCAACAAGGCGCGAAUCGACCCUACAACACGUAGACUGAUGGUCCUUACAAAACCGGCGACCGUCCGUCAAAAAAAUCAACUCAAGGUCAUGCGUAAACAUCAUUGGGAGUGCCGAACAGGAAUCACGCAGCAACUCAAGAGAAACGUACCGACGUCUUUUUCGUUGAAGGUGGCGAGAAAUCGAAUCGACUGGGAUAAAUUCACGUCUUAUGUCACACUCAUGAUCCAAGCGGCAUUUGAGAUGGACAUCGAUAGCAACCAUCUGCCGCUCAUAGGAACGACACUAUGUGCACAUCUUGAGCACAAAGAUUUGAGUGGGCUGGCAUGUGAGGAAUUGCUGAUAUCAUGGGGGCUGAAAGAGAUUGACGCACGGCGUUUCUCCAACCACCUAUGGGAAGUGAUGGUAUCAGCAGCAGGAGAGGCAAAUAUCCGUGGAGGGAAAGGUGUUGGCUAUCAAGUAAGACAGCUUGAGGACACCGUGGACUUUAAGCGCAUUCAGUCGAGAUUAUUGAUGCUGAAUAAAGCACCGACUUGAUGCUUCAGAAUAUGCCUACUUGUAGAAUGUAGUAUCGUAAUUGUGCCU